UAAUACGACUAAAACUCUUCUUCUUCCUUUUCCUCUCGUCUAUCUCUUAAUACAUCAACUUUAGUUCCGUGUGUUAGUAUCUCUCUCUGUCUCUAUCUCUGUAUAAUCCGAUUUGGGGGAGGUCUUUGAGGCAAAGCUGCUUCUAUGCCAUAUUGUAGAGAAAAUGGGCGAGUCUAAGGGGAAUGGGAAAGUAGGAGGACGAGUGAUUACAAAUGUUAUGUCUGCAAAUUCUUACAACGUCUCCCUUGAGUUAUCUCCAGUUGUUUCUUUUUGGGAUUGUAUUGUCCGCACCAUGAGGUAUUCCUAUAUACCUGAGUGGGUGUAGUACUAGUUCUUCACAUCCUUCCACCACAGCAUUAGCGAGUUUUUUUAGUUCAGUUUAUUUUUAGUUACAAUUAUAGUUAUAUAUAGAGAGAGAGAGUGAAAGCUAGUAAUGGAUUGCAAGCAAGUUCAGCCAUUAGCUAGGAAAGGGAAGAAGAAACACAACGGUAAAGAUGAAUUCGAUCGUGUCAAACAAGCUGAGAAGAAGAAGAGACGUCUCGAGAAAGCUCUUGCUACUUCUGCUGCCAUCAGGGCCGAGCUGGAAAAGAAGAAGCAGAGGAAACUUGAAGAACAACAGAGGUUAGAUGACGAAGGUGCUGCUAUCGCAGAAGCUGUUGCUCUCCACGUCCUACUGGGCGAAGAUUCUGAUGAUUCAUCAUCUCGAGUCAUGCUUGGCCAAGAAAAGGCUUGUUUCAAGAUGGAUCAUCUGUUUAGAGGUGAAAACUACGUUCCUCUUCAAAGCUGCGCUAGCUAUGCGGUUCAAGGGAUUGGGUUUGUGUCCAACGGUUACGGAUUAGGAGACAGUAGUAGCUGGUCGCCCUUCAUGAGGGAAUCUUGGGAUAGCAACAUGGGAAUAUCAGCUGAUGAUCUGAUCGCUGCUCAGGCUGUCUCAUCGCUAAGGAUAUCUGAAAACACCGACAGGAAUCCCUUUGUGCUUAAGGGUAUGUUCCGGGGAUGAAAAAUCGCCAUGAUUCCAGAUUUGAUUGCUAAAUUCAGCUUUUGUUAUGAUAUAUAAGUUUGCGAAUAAUGUUGUUUUAUUUCGGUGUGAGUUUGAUGUGUUUUUUUUUCCUGUUUUCUUUUCUUCCCUGCUAUAUUAUGGACGCAUUGCGAGUUGUAUUCGUUAUACAUGUUGAAAUCUCUUCUUCAUAUCUUUA
Messenger RNA from Raphanus sativus (radish), 1196 nucleotides. RefSeq lists its product as uncharacterized. The transcript has 2 exons. NCBI's taxonomy places the organism in Eukaryota, Viridiplantae, Streptophyta, Magnoliopsida, Brassicales, Brassicaceae. Bases 434 to 1000 code for a protein of 188 amino acids. The record is from RefSeq and is a predicted model, not a curated record.